AUGGGUAUAGGCAAAUAUGUCGCGUCGGAUACGUUCAUGGUCGGUGGCUACUCUUGGGCGAUCUACUUCUACCCAGAUGGAAAGAGCCCGGAGGAUAAUUCCGUGUACGUGUCUCUCUUCAUAGCCCUCGCUAGCGAAGGAGCCGAUGUUAGGGCUUUGUUUGAGCUAACCCUCGUCGAUCAGAGCGGCAAUGAAAGGCACAAAGUCCAUAGCCAUUUCGGUAGAACCCUCGAAAGCGGCCCCUAUACUCUUAAAUACAGAGGAAGUAUGUGGGGAUACAAACGGUUUUUCAAGAGGACUCUAUUGGAGUCAUCGGACUAUUUGAAGGACAAUUGCCUAUUGGUCCGGUGUUGUGUUGGUGUGGUGAAGUCACACACAGAAGGGCCAAGGAGUUACAAUAUCCCGGUGCCGGUUUCUGACUUGGGUCACCAGUAUGGAAAGCUAUUGGAAAGUGGGAGAGGAGCUGAUGUUACUUUCGAUGUUGAUGGAGAAACAUUCGCUGCUCACAAGUUGGUUCUUGCAGCGCGUUCUCCAGUUUUCAUGGCACAGCUUUUUGGCCCUUUGAAAAGCGAAAACACCAAAUUCAUAUACGUAGAAGACAUAGAACCCCCUAUCUUCAAGAUGUUGCUACAUUUUAUCUACUGGGACGAAAUGCCUGAUAUGGAAGACUUAAUGGGCACGGACUUGAAGUGGGCGUCUACUCUUGUUUCUCAGCAUCUGCUUGCGGCUGCAGACCGUUACGCUCUUGAGCGGCUUAGAACAAUCUGCGAGUCAAAUCUAUGUGAAGGAAUCACCAUAAACACGGUUGCAACCACCUUGGCCUUAGCAGAGCAGCAUCAUUGCUUCCAGCUGAAAGCCGCCUGCCUCAAAUUCAUAGCUUUGCCAGAAAACCUGAAAGCUGUGAUGGAAACGGAUGGGUUUGAUUAUCUGAAGGAAAGCUGCCCGUGCUUACUAAGUGAGCUAUUGGAGUAUGUGGCUAGGCUGAGUGAGCACACUUUAACGUCAUCGGGUCAUCGAAAGGAGUUAUUUGCUGAUGGUUGUGACUUGAAUGGGAGACGAGUGAAGCAGCGGUUGCAUUAG
Microthlaspi erraticum is the source of this 1080-nucleotide messenger RNA. NCBI's taxonomy places the organism in Eukaryota, Viridiplantae, Streptophyta, Magnoliopsida, Brassicales, Brassicaceae. The record is from the annotation of a GenBank genome assembly.